CUCUCUCCCUUUAUCUUGCUCUCACGCUCUCUCUCCCCUUCAUCUCACCUCCAACUAGUCAGUGUUCCGUCUCUGUCCUGCACUGUCUCUCUCUCUCUUUCCCUCUCUGUCUCUCUCUCUGUCUCUCUCUCUUUUUGGUGUGCUGAAGCUCUAGUGUGGUUUGCUGUCUGUCCGUGCGUUGCCGGUCUCGUUCCUCUGCAGACCUGAACCUCCAGCUCUACCCGGGACUCCAGCUCACUCCACAGCGGGCAUUCACAAACCAUUGUCAGACAUACAAAGUUUUAGAAAUGGCCAUGAACAGCAUCCUGAACCCCGAUGACAUCAAGAAAGCCCUUGGUGCAUUUAAAGCCGCUGACUCAUUCGACCAUAAGAAGUUUUUCGAGAUGGUCGGGCUGAAGGCGAUGUCGGCCGAUGGUGUAAAGAAGGCUUUCCAUGUGCUGGAUGCAGACAACAGCGGUUUUAUAGAAGAAGAAGAACUCAAGUUUGUUCUGAAGGGUUUCGCGACAGACGGUAGAGAUUUGACCGAUAAAGAGACCAAAGCAUUCCUGCAGGCUGCAGACAAAGAUGGAGAUGGAAAGAUUGGAGCUGAAGAGUUUGCCGCUCUGGUUCGCGAAUAAGUGAGGCAGACACUUGACCUGUUCGUACCUCAUCCUGUUCAUGACCUCAGCACACCCCGAGACACAUACACACACGCCUCCCUGCUUACCUCAUCACUUACGCACACACAUACAAUCCUCCUACAAUCAUGAUAUUUAUUUUCCUUUUUAUACAGAAGUGAAUAUAUCUGCUAGUGUAUAGAUCAAGAGACCUUUAAAAGGUCAAGAACCACAUGCAAUAUGUAGAUAUUAUAGAAGAUAAAAAAACGCUUCCACAUCCUUAUUGCCUCACUAUUGUUUUUAUCCCUGGUCUGUGUUUGUCUCCUCUGACCCUCCUCAUUUCUCUGAAAACACACCAAAAGAAAAAGAGGUCAAGCUGUGAAAGACAACAUAAUAAAGAGAUGAUGCCUCAAGAGUUUCAGCUCGUAAUGAA
This is a messenger RNA of Triplophysa rosa, 1029 nucleotides long. It is a transcript of the gene pvalb6, whose product is annotated as parvalbumin 6. NCBI's taxonomy places the organism in Eukaryota, Metazoa, Chordata, Actinopteri, Cypriniformes, Nemacheilidae. Gene Ontology annotation, cellular component: nucleus; cytoplasm. Gene Ontology annotation, molecular function: calcium ion binding. The record is from RefSeq and is a predicted model, not a curated record. The transcript is spliced from 6 exons. Bases 288 to 617 code for a protein of 109 amino acids.